CUCAGGCGUAGCGUCCGUAGCUAGGCUCCGCCUCGCGCCUUCUCACUGCGGGGCCACAGGAAGGUUCCGGAGCCUGGGGUCUAGGCGAGAAGGCUCGAAUCCCCCUCUCGGCGGCUGCGCGCAUCCCUGCCUAUCGCCUUUCCCUUCCCGAAGUGAAAAGAUAUCCCCAACCCCAGUCCCUCCCUCCAGAAGGAACUCACCCCAACGCCCUCUGGCGGUGUCCCGACCCCUGCAGCCAGCCGCCCUUCAGAGGACGACAGAACAGCUUCCCAGCGGGCGAGGGGAAGAGGGAAAGUAGCCAGCAUGUCGAACGCAAUGUAUAAUAAGAUGUGGCAUCAGACCCAAGAAGCCCUCAGUUCUCUGCUUGAUAACGAAUCUCAGAAGAUGAUGAAACCACAAAGAAAUCAAGUUUUCAUCUUCCAGAUGUUAGCCACCUUCUACAUAAAAUACGUGCAGAUCUUUAGAAACUUGGAGAACGUCUAUGACCAGAUAGUCCAUCCACAGAAACGCAUGCUGAUCCGAAAAAUCCUGGAUGGGGUGAUGGGUCGCAUCCUGGAGCUGAAGAAUGAGAUGGUUGAAUUGGAAUUAACCGAGUUUCAUUAUUUUGAUGAUAUCUUACAGGAUCUAAAGUUGAUUCCUCAACAGUUAGAUAUCCCCAUACCAAAGUAUUUUCUGAAGGAGAAGUUGGAAGUAAUAAAAGGAAGAGAGAAAAUCCUUGCUCAACUAUUAGCCGACAGUGGAUUAGGCAUGACUGAAAAGAAAUACCCCGUAAAGCCUAUCCCCCUAGAAGAGGCUGUUAAACUAAUCCAGGUCGCCGAGAGGGCACGGCAAGGGCGCCUAAGAGCCAUGUUCAUGAAGCAAAUCUAUCUUCAAGAAUACAGAGCAAAGCAAGCCAGGUUACUGGGCGAGAGAGUAGCAGACGUGGGGACUGCUGCACUGUGUAUCCAGAAGGUUUGGCGAGGUUUCCACCAGUGCAAGAGAACUGAAAGAGAGAGAGAAGAGGAGAUGAUAUUCUUGGGUAUGAACCCACCUCCUUUGUUUAAUGAAGUCAGUGCUGCAUUAAUCCAGGCUGACAGGGUGACCCACCUGCGGGAUAAAGUGCAGGUAAAGCAUGAGGAGGAAUACAGAGAUGCCUUGGUUACAAUCAAGGAUGACUUGAAACUAAUAGAAGGUCCCAACAUCAAGGAGAACCUCCAAGAUCAGAUCCGGCGCUGGUUCAUCGAAUGCAGGCACUUAACGGGCACAUUUCCCGACUACCCUAAAGAAGAAGAAGGAGGUUCAGCUAUUAUUUUUUCCAACAAGACGCGACAACAGGUUAUUGAGGAUAUUAUUGCAAGCCAAGAAGAGGAGGAAAAAAACAAAAAGAAGAAAAAGGAAGAGAAACCCAAAAAAGGCAAAAAAGGAAAGGAAAAGAAAGAAACAAAGGAAAAAAAUAAGGAAGAAGGUGAGGGCUGGAAAAUGUCACCGAGUGUUUUCCUUCAUAUGAUGGAAGAAGGAAAUAACGUAUACAAAGACCUGUGGAAGAAUAAAGAUGAAUCGUGGAAUGUCCCCCAGGGCUAUGAUCCCGAACUGAUCAAAGAGGACAAACGGAAAGAAUUGGAGUCGGAGAUCCGGCUGCAGGUUGACGAGCUGAUGAGACAGGAACUAAAAAACUUAAAACUAGCUGUGAACAGAGAGAAGGAAUUAUCGGGCAAAACAGGAAGGAGGAAAGGAAGUAAAAAGAAAAAUAAAAAGGAGAAAGGCAAAAAAUGGAAAGUGGGGAAGAAGGAUAAAGACCCAACGGCUGACAGGACCAUCGAAUCUCUGUAUAAGGAACUAGUGGAAGAAGGCUUACUGAUCCAGGCUCUGAAAGUCAACCUCUCUGAUUACAUUGGUGAGUACAGCUACUUGGGGACUACUCUUCGCCAGAUGUCCACAGAACCCAUGCCUUCCCUCCUGGAUGUCCGACAGCUAAUCACCCUGUACGGCAUCCUGCCACUAGGUUCUGAAGCAGUGCAUGAGAAAGCUCCUUCGGUGAAAUCCCUGCUCUUGGCUGGUCCGUCUGGGGUGGGGAAGAAGUUGCUGGUCCACGCCAUCUGUACCGAAACGGGAGCCAACCUCUUCAACUUGUCUGCAGCUAACAUUGCCGGGAAAUACCCGGGCAAAAAUGGCCUCCAGAUGAUGCUACACGUCGUCCUCAAGGUGGCCCGCCAGCUCCAGCCCUCCGUGGUGUGGAUUGGAGACACCGAGAAAACCUUCUACAAGAAAGUCCCCAGCGCCGAAAGGAAGAUGGAACCUAAGCGCCUGAAAAAACAGCUUCCCAAAAUCCUGAAACUCCUGAAACCAGAUGACAGGAUUCUGAUUGUGGGGACAACACAGCGGCCUUUUGACGCUGAACUUCAACCUUUUUGCAAAGUUUAUCAAAAAAUUAUUUUGGUUCCCAGACCAGACUAUGCUUCCAGAUAUGUUUUGUGGAAAGAGAUCAUUCAGCGCAACGGCGGAGUCAUCACUGGUGCCUUGAGUAUCAGUUGCCUGGCAAAGAUCAGCGACGGCUUCACGCAGGGACACAUCGUCCAAGUGGUGAAGGAGGUGCUCACGGAGCGGAGAAUCCGGCAGCAAUCUCACAAGCCACUCACCGCCCUCGAGUUCGUCACGUCUCUCACCAGCAUGAGUCCCGUCUACCAAGAGGAAGAAGAAAGCUUUAAGGACUGGUACGCCAAGACCCCUAUGGGUAAAAAGCGAGCCUUGGCAUUAAAAGGAGAUAACAAAGAAAAUGAAAAGGACAAAGGAAAAGAGAAGGAGAAGAAAGGGAAAAAGGAGAAAAAGAAAAAGUAAUGCCUCUCUGAGGAGCCAGGGAUGGAGGUGGGCCCGACUCUCCAGGGAGGAGAUUGACCAUUGCCUGUCUGAAGACCCACACUGAUGCCCUACGUCCACCAGCCCUGCCCUCUCUCAGUAGAUCUUUGUAGGCUGACCACCAAGUUAGUUGUGCAUAACAAGUGUUUCUAGAGCUUGUGAUUAUUUCUUAAUCUAUAUAAAGUUUGUAUAUAAGCAAAACUCACUCUUCACACACUCCACGAUCUAUCCCAGUUGGACACGUCAUCUCAUCAGUACUAGUUGCUGAAUUUAAAUUUUGAUAGUUAGAAAAUACUCUAAUCUGGCAACUAGUAAAUUCAGUCAGUCAUCGGUACUACUAGCUUUUUAUUAAUAAUCUGUAUAUUAUC
This is a messenger RNA of Balaenoptera ricei (Rice's whale), 3200 nucleotides long. RefSeq names its product IQ motif containing with AAA domain 1 (gene DRC11). The transcript has 19 exons. The coding region runs from base 304 to 2814 and encodes 836 amino acids. Gene Ontology annotation, molecular function: ATP binding; ATP hydrolysis activity. The record is from RefSeq and is a predicted model, not a curated record. NCBI's taxonomy places the organism in Eukaryota, Metazoa, Chordata, Mammalia, Artiodactyla, Balaenopteridae.